AUGGCGCCGUCCAAGACAGAUUAUGAAGCUCCGGCUGUGAUCAUCUCUCCGAAGGGCUAUCCAUUCGACAAUAUUGUUGACGCCUUGCGGUAUGCAGCAGCACAUACAACAGAAGGCAUUGUUGCCUAUCAGCAAAGCGGCAUCAACGAGUCUGCUCCGAGGACUCUAUCCUACAAGGACCUGCUACACCAGGCAGAGCAAAACGCGUCUGUCCUGUCUCAACAAGGAGUAUGUCGCCCAAAAUCAGUUGUCAUUAUUCACUUUGAAGAUACCUUGGACAGCAUUGUGUGGUACUGGUCUGUCCUACUCACUGGAGCCAUACCAGCCGUCACAGGGCCAGGGAUGUUCAGCCAAAACCCUGCAGACCGGCAGAAGCAUCUCCAACAUCUUUACAACACAUUUGGCGGCCCAAUCUGUCUCACGCGAUCCUCCUUGCUAGCACCCUUUCUAGAGCAAACAGGGCAGAAGCGAAUUGAUGCUAGAACAGUUGAAGAUAUAUUCGCAAAAGCAGGAGCUGACUUGGACUUGCCUCCAACAACACCGCACCCAUCGCCAAAUGAUGUCCUAGCCCUCAUGUUAACAUCGGGGAGUAGCGGGAAUGCAAAGGCUGUGCCUCUGACCCAUUUCCAGCUUCUUUCAGCCUUCCGGGGAAAAUCAGCGGUUGCCAGCCUUCGCUUCCCUAAAAGUCCAUUCCUCUCAUGGGUGCACAUGGACCACGUUGCGAACCUUGUGCACUGCCAUAUUUUUGCCAUUGUCUCUGGCGUCUCUCAAAUCCAAGUCCCUGCUACAGAUAUCCUCGUUGACCCGGCCAACCUGCUGAAUCUCAUCAGCCGACAUCGAGUAUCCCGCACCUUUGCGCCGAACUUCCUCUGUGCAAAGCUUCGACGGCAGCUAGAGGCUGGUAAAACUGAUACCCUGGAUGCUUGUCUCAACCUGGAAACACUAUACCUGGACACUGGUGGAGAGGCUAACAUCACCGAGGUCUGCGUGGCGCUGCAACAGCUGCUGGGCAAAUAUGGUGUCCCUGACGAUGUAUUCAAGCCCUCGUUUGGCAUGACAGAGACAGUGGCAGGGUGCAUUUUUAAUUCCCAUUGCCCAAGUUAUGACAGCAGUGAGCACCUUGAGUUUGCAGCGUUGGGGACCCCAAUGCCGGGCGUACAGAUGCGCGUCACCCGUCUUGAUGGCAGCGGUGCUCAGGCAAGUCCUGGUGAGCGCGGCAGUCUGGAAGUCACAGGCGAUGCCAUUUUCAAGGGCUACUACAACAAUCCCAUCGCAACGGCAGAUGCAUUCACCGAAGAUGGAUGGUUCCGCACAGGCGAUCUGGCCUACAUUGACGGGGACGCAUAUCUGCAUCUGGAUGGCCGGACGAAGGAAAUUGUUAACAUUAAUGGUGUCAAGUAUCUGCCUCAUGAACUCGAUGCGGCUCUUGAGCAGGCAGGGAUUGUAGGAGCCACCUCAAGUUACUUUUGCUGCUUUGGGACUCGCGAUGCCUCCAUGGAUACUGAGGUCGUGGCUGUGCUGUAUCUCCCAUCGUACGAGGAAGACGACGACGAGGCGCGGUUUGAAACGCAGAGUAAUAUCAUCCGCGUUGUCAGUAUGCACACCAGAUCCAAACCGAGGGUUGUCCCACUGCACUUGACAGAUAUGCCAAAGAGUACAUUGGGGAAGCUCUCACGGGCGAAACUCAAGGCAUCGCUAGAGGCCGGCACAUUCGUCAAACAUCAACUCCUCAAUGACAGCGCCAUAAAACGAUAUCGACAGAAGACCCGAGGCGAGCCAGAGACCACCGAGGAAACCACCAUUCUCAGCAUCAUCCGAGAGCAGCUGGAACUUCCAUCCGACGAUGACUUCGGGGUUAACGACUCCGUUCUCGCUACUGGAGCUACAUCAAUGGACCUCGUCGCCAUCAUGCAACGCAUCAACAAGCGCCUCGAGCUCGUCGCAAACCCCCUGCGCCUCACAGACACCCUCAGCCAGCCUACAGCCAGAGGCCUAGCAGCACGCAUUGCCUCCACGGCAUCCCAAGUAGCGCACGUAUACGACCCCGUCGUAACCCUCCAACCCCACGGCCACAAGACUCCCCUCUGGCUUGUGCAUCCAGGAGUCGGCGAAGUGCUUGUCUUCGUUAAUCUAGCACACCUCGUAACCGACCGCCCUGUCCACGCCUUUCGCGCAAAAGGCUUCAACGCCGCACAGGGCGAAACUCCCUUUGCGAACCUCGAGGAUCUCUUGACAACAUACCACGCCGCAAUCAAACAACGACAGCCUCAUGGUCCGUACGCGAUAGCGGGGUACUCUUUCGGCGGGAUGGUUGCGUUCGAGGUGACAAAAAUGCUUGAACGCGGGGGUGACGAAGUGCGAUACUGCGGCAGCUGGAAUCUCCCGCCGCAUAUCAAGUUCCGGAUGCGCGAGCUGUUCUGGGAUGAGUGCGUUAUUCAUCUGUUCUACUUUGUGGGCUUGAUGGAUGAGGAGACUGCGUAUAAGCAUAAAGCGACCCUUUGUGCUUUUGAGCGGGAUGGUCGUCGGCUUGAUGCGAUUCGCUACCUGAGGCAGUACUGUGAUGCCGCACGGUGGGCGGAGUUGGGUCUGUCGGAGGAGUAUUAUUUGCUUUGGGUUGGUCUUGCCAGUAAUAUGCAGAGUAAUGCGGUUGACUAUGAGCCUGAGGGCACUGUCAAGUGUAUGGAUAUAUUUGUGGCAGAUCCGCUGAGCCAUGUUGCGAAGGAUAGGAAGGACUGGGUCGAGGGUCGGCUAGCAGCCUGGACGGAGUUUGUUAGAGAAGACUUGCAGUUCCACGAUGUGCAAGGGGCACACUAUACAAUGUUGAAUAAGGAGUAUGUGGUUGGAUUUGCGGACACAUUGAGGAGCGUACUGAGGGACAGGGGGCUCUAG
Messenger RNA from Aspergillus puulaauensis, 2889 nucleotides. Its product is annotated as putative NRPS-like protein biosynthetic cluster. The coding region runs from base 1 to 2889 and encodes 962 amino acids. The transcript has a single exon. The record is from RefSeq and is a predicted model, not a curated record. NCBI's taxonomy places the organism in Eukaryota, Fungi, Ascomycota, Eurotiomycetes, Eurotiales, Aspergillaceae. Gene Ontology annotation, molecular function: CoA-ligase activity. Gene Ontology annotation, biological process: secondary metabolic process; biosynthetic process.